UCGGGCCCGUGGGCCCGAAGAAUCGCUGAGGCCACCCGCGACCGCGAUGACCAGCACUGGCCGAAAGUUGUUGCGUCGAAGCCCAUUGCAGUCACGGGGGCCGCGCAAGACUUCAUCGUCUCCAUUGGGCAACAUCUUCGCAGACCCCCGUCAGGAGCACGCUGUUUUUUCCAGAACCAGCAGAAGAACGGCGGCGGAGCAGAAAUUUGCGGACUUCGGGAAAGAGUCUCCUCUCUUUGGGGCGGUCAGUUCUCCACACGGCAGUUCCUUUCCAGGAUCAGAUGCACUGCUUUCGCGAGUUAAAAAUAAAGCAGUGUAUCUAGCACAAGAUUCCGAUCGGGAGAAAGCGUCAUCUUCCGCCUCUUCAAGUUUCCGUGCGUCAAGAAGUGACAGCAGUACUACGGUAAUGCGAGGACAAUUAGAGCAGGGCUUUGGUACCGCUGCAGCGGACAAGUUUGCAGCGGGAGCCGUGUCGACUACUCCACCCUUUUCGUCGUCUGCGUCGUCAUGUUCCAGUAGCAGCAGAGGGAGCAGAGACUUCUUCGGCGGUGCUGCGCGUGGUGCCGCUGCAGCAACCGAACCACGCUUGCUCCCAGGCGAAAGUAGAUCAAGCUGGACAUCAAACAGGGCAGGCGCUUGUGCACCGGCGAACGCGGGGGCUGCUCCGUCGCACGACGAAUAUUCCAGCAGAGUUGACGAGCUUUCCGGAAGUUGUUCCCGUUUUUCUAGUACCUCAGCAUCUGCUGCUUCUGCAUCGCAAUAUCCUCGAAAGCAGCAGUUCGUACGUGCGGCGGAACCAGAAGCAGCAUCAGCUGCCACGGGCGAUGCGACGUUUCUGGACGGUGCAAGAACGUGGGGUGAGUCGACAUCUUCUGCAGACCAUGCGUAUGGCUCAAAGCUGAAAGCUCCG
Amoebophrya sp. A120 is the source of this 910-nucleotide messenger RNA. The record is from the annotation of a GenBank genome assembly. NCBI's taxonomy places the organism in Eukaryota, Dinophyceae, Syndiniales, Amoebophryaceae.